AUGUUAGAUUCAUCAAAUUCAAGUCUCUAUGAUGCAACGAAAGAAUGGAAAGAAAAGGCAGAUGAUGCACUUCAGGCUUCUCUUGCUCGAUUCUAUUCUAGUAUUGAUAAAAAUCAAAGAAGAUCAACAAAUACAACUUCAAUCUCAAGAUUACUUGCUCAAACCAAGAGAGGUCCAUCCCAAAAAGAGAUUGAUAAGGAAAACGAAAUGAAAGAAAAGCAAUCCAAACAAUGGACAAGAACUCAAAUUGAAGAAAUCAAUAUUCAAGCAGAAAAGGAAAUGGAAAGUCUUAAUAAGCUUAAAGUACAGCAGCAACAGCAAUUUCAAUUACAGUUAAGUGAGAAAAAUGAUGUUUGGGAUAAAGUCUUGAUGGAAAGGAGAGCUGAAGCUGCAAAGCUUAGAUUUAUGAUUUCUAAACUUUCCAAUGAGAUCUCUCGUGCAAGAAAUGAAGCAAAAUCAGCGAUUGAUGCAGCUAAAAAACAAGAAAAUGAAAAUUUACGUGCUAUACGCUUGAGCAGAGAGAAGUUGAUCCGUCAAAUAUCUCAGCUUACAAGUGAUAUUCAAAAGGAAAAGAUCAUGUUUGAAAGUGAAAAUAGAUUAACCAAAUCUACUUCAGAUUCCAACUUAAGUCAAAAACAAGACACAUUAGCAAGACUUCAAUCCCGUUUGUCUGCUCUUAAAGUCCUUCAAAACAAUAAAGAAGAAGGUCAGCAGCUAUCUUUCAAAGAAGAAUUAAAAAAGAUCAAGCAAUUGAAAGCGCUGCUUGAAGAAAAGAAUGCUGAAAUAGUUCAGAAGCAAAGUGAUGUAAUGGUUAUGAAGAAACAAUGUGCUUCUAUGGCUAGACUUAUAUGUGCAAGAAAAGAUGAAGCUUCAUCAUAUGAUAGACAGAUUACCGCAAUCAAGAAGGAUAACGAGCGUAUUGAGGAUGAAAUCGCAAAGAUGGAUAGAAAUUCACUUCCUCUUAGAAGAUUGUCAGCAGCUUUUGUGUAA
Molecule: messenger RNA, 990 nt
Organism: Trichomonas vaginalis G3
Lineage: Eukaryota; Parabasalia; Trichomonadida; Trichomonadidae
Exons: 1
Coding region: 1-990 (329 amino acids)
Source: RefSeq, a predicted model, not a curated record